GCGGCGGCGGCGGCGGCGGGCGGCGGGCGGCGGCGGCCGCGACCAUGGCCCUGACGCUGUUCGAUGCUGAUGAAUAUGGGCCUCCCGUUUGGAAAUCCUACUUGUAUCAGCUACAACAGUUAGCCCCUCAUCCUCGGAGGAUUACCUGUACUUGUGAGGUAGAAAACAGACCAAAGUAUUAUGGAAAAGAGUUUCACGGCAUGAUCUCUCGAGAAGCAGCUGACCAGCCCUUGAGUGUGGCUGAGGGGAGUUACCUCAUUCGGGAGAGUCAGAGGCAGCCAGGAACCUACAUUUAGGCUUUAAGAUUUGGAAGUCAAACCAGAAACUUGAGGCUCUGCUACGAUGGAAAGCACUUUGUCGGGGAGAAACGCUUUGAGUCCAUCCACGAUCUGGUGACUGAUGGCUUGAUUACUCUCUAUAUUGAAACCAAGGCAGCAGAAUACAUUGCCAAGAUGACGAUAAACCCAAUCAAUGAGCACAUAGGAUACACAACCUUAAACAGAGAGCCAGCAUACAAAAAAACAUAUGGGAGUCCUGAAAGAGACAGAAGAUGAGAAAGAUGCUGCAGGUCAGGAUGGGGUGUCGGAGAAAAGGCCUUGGUCGCUGGUCUUUCGUAGUGCGGGUCCUGGGCAGAGCUCAACACGUGAAUGGGCGUGCCACAAAACCAAGACCUCUGGCAAAGCUCUUUUACUUGGUUUUGUCUGCCUGUGUGUCACCAUCAUCCUCGCCUUCCAGCUCACAGCCUUCACCUUCCAAGAGAACCUGGCAGCCACAGCACUCCUGCUGGUGCCGUUUGGAUAUGCAGUGCUCCCGUGGAUGUAUCUGCUAUCUGGAAUCUUCCCCAGUGCUGAUGUGGCCUUCAUCUCUUAUGUCUCCCUGAACUUCAUCUUUGGCCUCUGCACCCUGCUGAUGACCACCAUGCCCCGGCUGCUGGCCAUCAUCUCCAAAGCCCAGAAUUUGAAGAACGUCUAUGACACCCUGAAGUGGGUCUUCAUGAUUUUCCCCCAGUUCUGCCUUGGCCAAGGGCUGAUAGAACUCUGCUAUAAUCAAAUCAAGUAUGACCUGACCCACAGCUUUGGCAUUGAUUCCUACGUGAGCCCCUUUGAGAUGCAGUUCCUUGACUGGAUCUUUGUGGGAUUGGCCACACAGGGCACGAUCCUCUUCCUGCUGAGGGUGCUGCUGCAUGGGAACCUUCUGCAUUGGUUGGGGCUGGAGGUGCACAUGGAUGAGCACGGUGAGAUGAAUGAGGUGUUGGACUGUGGGAGAAUCCUCAGCCUCAGGCGCUGGUCUUCCACCUACCAGAAGGGCUUGAGGAGAUGCACCUGGGUGCACAACUGCUGGUGUCUGAGACAGGGAGCUCUGGACAAGCCCAGGAGGAGAGGAUCAUGGGAGCUUUGAUGCGAGCAGCUGUGGACAGAUCUUGGCAGCAGGUGUAGCCAUGGCGUGAUCCACUAGACAGGGAAAAAACCUUGGAGAAAAGCCCAGCACAGGCUAAGGGUCAGGGCCUUCACCCAGGAAAGGGCAAUCUAAUAUUCAGGCAGCAAAGUGUGGAAUUUGAUGGGUUUUUGCAAAUCAAACCCUCUCGUGCAAACCACUCUCAGAUCCAUAGAUAAAAUACUUUCUGCACCUUCCACACCUCUGCCACUCUCUGCCAGUCCAGCGAUCUCCCUGAGGAGUGGCUGUUCCUGUUUCACCUCCAUUGUGCGCUUUCAAACGCUAUGUAAGUGGUGCCAUACACUGCCCACUGCCAGUCCUCACAUUUUUCUCAUCAUCCCUGUGUGUGUGUAGGGUCAGCAAUGCUUCUGUCACACCAGGGAUGGUGCAUGUUGCGUGCCUGUCUCUCAGCUCUCUGGGAUGCUGAGGUUGAAGGUACCAGUGCAUGCCCAGUCUGGGUAGUGCAGGAAUUUAGUGAGACACUCAGUGCAAGAGGAGAUGGAAACCAAAAACGGGUCAGGGCUGCAGAUCAGGGUGUAGUUCUGCAUCGUGGCUUUAGGCUCCUUCCACAAUAGCAACAGAAAAUCAGGCAGAGAAAAAUAAGAGACCAUGGGACUACUAUGCCUGUGGGCUGGCAGUGGUUAUUUUACCCAUUGCUCUCCAUGGUACUGUGACCACAGUACUACUGUGUAAAGGCCCAGACACUCCCAUUAGACUAAUACUUACCCCGUGGUCUGCACCUGUUUGGUCCUUAAAGUAUUCCUGUACUACAAGUUACAGGGGAGGUGGAAAUGUACCUGACAGUUAAAAUACUGCAGAUGGAAAACCGCCAUGUAAUGUGCAGUCCAGAUUUAGAGGAAACCAGUUAGACCUCAAAAUAAAAUUUGCAUUCUUCUGGCAAACACAUACUGAAUAUUUGUAAGGCAUUGAAUAAAGUGGUGGUUAUGCAGUCUUCUGUGAAAUCCAACUUGUACUAUAAACUUCCACCAUGUUAUGGUCUGAGAACUGGUGGUCAACUCAAUGCCAGCUGGAUUACAUCAGCAUGCAUUGAGAGAAGAUGCUCCACCUGAGGAGGGUUGUCAGGAUAAAUAGAUGGAGAAGAAGAGAGGUGUGGAGAGGGAUUGAGGCAUGAAGGAGGCAUUGUGGGUUCUCUUACGAGUUGCUGUGUGAGCUGUUGGUUCUCCUGGAGAAGCUUUGGUCUUCACAUCGAGCAUUGCUUCCUGGCUCCGGAGGGGAAGACAUGUGCUGCCUGGUCUCCAGGAUGAACUCGUCACGCUGCUUCCUGGCAUGUACCCAACUGUGCUUGUCAUCAGAGGAGCUCGGGGCCUCCGUGUCACUGAGGACAGCUGAGGGGUUGGGUGAGUUAGGGACAGAAGAGGAGCUGCAGUCUGGUGGCUGCUGCUGAAUCUCCCAGGGGGUCAGGGGCUACAUAAGCAGCUCCUCCUACAGGGGCAUCUUUACAAAGGGGAAUUUAGAAGGGAAACCUCUGUUCUAGCUUCAGGCAGUCAGAGAGGUCCCCCCACCUCUGCUGAUUUCCAGUUGUCUUAAGGUCAAAAUGGCACAUGGACCAGAGAUGUGCACUUGGGCGUGGCUGGUGCUGAGCCCCCCCUUCCUGGUAGCUGACGGUGCUCCUGGGGAGUGAGACAAUGCAGGAGAGGCCAUGCAGAGGACUUUUGUGGAGGAGCCCGUGGAGCAGGGCUGGCCUUGGCCUGCGAGCUGGCAGCCCUCUGUGUCUUUUCAAAGCCACCAUGUGAGUGUGGCUUCUGCAGGCCGGGCGGGCAUCCUCAUCGGCUACUGUCCACAGUGGGAUGCCCUGGACGAGCUGCUGACCACGUGGGACCAUCUCCACUACUACUGCAGCCUCCGAGGAAUCCGGGAGGAGCACAUCCCUCAGGUAGGUAGUGCUCCAGGCUUCCAGAAAAAAGAAGGAAUGGAGGAAUGAAUGAGUGAAGCCACGGGAAUGCAAGGCGACUCCAAGCCACUCCUUCCUCUGUGGGGAGGAGCCGUGGCAUCACACAGACUCGCCAGAAGUAUGUUCCUGUGGCUUACACAGAGGAAACCUUAGUGUACCCCUGUUGGGCGCAGGCGCUUAACAUACUCCGCCCGAGACCAAGGGCCACGUCAGCUUCCGCAAUGCAUUAUGUCCCUCUCCAAACAAGCCUCUCCCCAACAACGUGUGAAGGGCACUUCGUGGCAGCCUGUGAUUGGUCAUGGCCUAAUAUAUAAGUCAGAGCCUGCGGCAAUAAAGCGGCAGUUACCUGUUACCAACAA
Messenger RNA from Cavia porcellus (domestic guinea pig), 3705 nucleotides. Its product is annotated as ATP-binding cassette sub-family A member 13-like. NCBI's taxonomy places the organism in Eukaryota, Metazoa, Chordata, Mammalia, Rodentia, Caviidae. The transcript has 6 exons. The record is from RefSeq and is a predicted model, not a curated record. Gene Ontology annotation, molecular function: lipid carrier activity; ABC-type transporter activity. Gene Ontology annotation, cellular component: intracellular membrane-bounded organelle; membrane. Bases 526 to 1398 code for a protein of 290 amino acids. Gene Ontology annotation, biological process: lipid transport; transmembrane transport.